This is a messenger RNA of Selaginella moellendorffii, 2050 nucleotides long. RefSeq lists its product as uncharacterized. The coding region runs from base 78 to 2018 and encodes 646 amino acids. NCBI's taxonomy places the organism in Eukaryota, Viridiplantae, Streptophyta, Lycopodiopsida, Selaginellales, Selaginellaceae. The transcript is spliced from 7 exons. Gene Ontology annotation, biological process: regulation of Golgi organization. The record is from RefSeq and is a predicted model, not a curated record. Gene Ontology annotation, cellular component: cytosol.
AUUAAGGUAAUCGCUUUCUCCCAUUUAGCUCUAGCCUUGUUCUCGAUCGAGGGAUUCUUUCCCACGCUUUGCCAGGGAUGCUACCCCGAAUUACUCCAGAGAAAUCGUUCAAGGAGAAGUAUGUGUCGCUGUGCGAGGAGAUCUUCUCCGGGAGGAGCCCGAUCCAAUUCGCGCGGGAUCGAGGAAUCCAGGGCCGCACUGCCCUAACCAGAUUCUGGGACGAGCUCCUCUUGCUCAAGGUGAACCAGGAAUUCCUGGCGCAAUGCGUCUCGAGCAGGACGGAGGAGGAGCUCCGGCAUGGAUUAAAGCCGAUUAUCAACGAAAUCUUUGCAGCUUGCGUGACGUAUCUAAGCGAUGAGAAUUUUAUCCGAGUCGCUCACGCGCUGGAGAGCCUCGCGGUUCUCACCAGAGAGAUUUUUCGAAAGCGAUUCAGCCAACAGGGUGUGACCAUUACAUUGUUGCUUGCUGGCUCGCCAGAUAACGCAGACACGUUUUUUCGACGAUUGAUCUCCAGCGUUGGAACUCUUCUGGCGAGAGACAAUGUUCCAGUUCUUGUGAAGUCCCUCGGGCUAAGGCUGUGCUUGACCAUCUUAACAGCCACGGACAACGUAAACUCCAAUCCCAUCACCAGCUAUUUCUUCUCCAACAACAUUCUCGACCACCUCGCCUCAACGUUGUCCGUCAAGCUCUCCGCGGAUAGAAAACGGCUGGAAGUUGAUGCGGUGUUGGUGCUCCUGCUGCUGCUUCUGUGGAGAGAAAGCGAGAACGCCUACGUUUCCAGGCUAGCAUCUCCGACAGCCCCUCUCCAAGUCCUGCUCCACACAACGGCGUCAAUGCUCUCGCAAUCGUCAAACUCCGAGAACAACUUACCAGCCUCUUCUCCAAGUUCCGCAUGGGAAUGGGACAGCAUGGUUGGAUACAUGAGCGGCUUGCUUGGUUUCACGAGCUCGGACUACCAUCCCAAUGGUGCUGCCAGGGAAAAGGACUGCGAUUCCAGGAGCUGUGGUCUUUUGCUGCUCUAUGUUCUUGUGUACCAUAGUCCAGCUUUCAAGUCCAACCAGAUCUGGCCAGCAGUGACGGAUGACCAGGCAGCUGUUGUCGGGGGUCAGUCUUUGUGUACGCUCUGGGCUGGCGUCUUCAAGACUUUCAUCGGCCUCUGCAGAGACGAGUUCCUGGUUGCAACCAUGUCCAGUCCAGAGAAAACUCUACGGGCGAAGCUGGCUCUGACGAUACUCCGGUGCAUUUUCGAGACCCCUGUAGCGUCUCACUACCUCUGGCACUGUGAUGCAGACUUGUCGCUGAAAAAAGGUCCUCCUGGCCAGCUUAUCUUCAAGAGCCUAUCUUGUGACUUGGUGGAGAAAGCAGCCAAUAUGUUGGCAGACGCUUCCAUUGAUCCAGAACUCACGUACCGAGCUGCCGUGUUGGUUCCACUCGCUCUCAAGACUGUGAAGGCCCAAGCCUGGCAGCUCCCAUCUUCAAGCUUGAAUUCGACGUCACUUUGGCAGGCUCUGGUCGCCUCCUGUGCCAGGUGUGGAAACUCCACCUUUUUUCAGAAGCCAGGAGGAGCUGAGGCAGCAGAACUGGUAGCAGGGAUCUUAGAGUGGUGCCUGGUCGUCAGCCAGGACAUUUUCGAAGGAACAGAGGAAACGGAGGCACUUCACGCGACAGUGAUGUCUAACAUCAACGCUCUCGAGCAGCUCUCGAAUGCGGCAGCAUCAUCUGGAAGUCCAGCACACAAAACUCAGCUGGUGAACGUAGCUGCUGUCAAGUAUCACUACGAGGUCCAGAUCGCUGCUCUCGGUGUUCGCGGCCAACCAAACUUCCAGCAAGCUCUCGCGGGAGUGAAGAAGAAGGGCGUGGCGAAUUUGAAGCUCAAGGCAAAACACGCCGGGCCUGGACGUGUGUACAUCGAGGGGACUCCCGAAACGCGCCUGUUAAACAGUCUCACAAAACUCAUACUCAGUGCUCACAGAAACAAAAUGCUUGUAAUUCCCAAGCUCGAGAACGAAGCAAUUUAGUAUCAAACCAAGCGUCCAACAAAUUUCUCCUA